UGUGUGUGUGUGUGUGUGUGUGUGUGUGUGUGUAGGAGCCAGGCGGUACAGCAGGAUGUCUAUAGAAGCUGAGGCGUUGCUGCAGGAGGCUAAGGAGAGUAUAGAAGCAGCUCAGAAUUACAGGAGCGAACUACAACAACGCCUACAUGGACUCAGCCAAGCACGCAAACAGGUACGAGGCAGCUCGUCUCAGGCCAGAGAGGGGUUGAAGCGUCAUUUCUCAGAGCUCCAGACGGCUGUGACCCGCCUCCUGACGGAGCGUCUGAGUGUGCUCCUUAGCGAGGUGGAUGUCAUCGAGCAGGACAGCGUUCGACCGCUGGACGACUGCCAGAAACUCAUAGAACACGGAGUCAACACUGCAGACGAGCUGCUCCGAGAGGGUGAGGUAUAGAUAGACGGAGGGACGCAUGGUUCAAAUCCCGGAGCCCUUGAGCAAGGCACUUAACAAGUUGACCAUGGCCGUAACCCCACUCCCUGAGACUGUCUCAGGGGGAGUAGGAUAUGCAAAAUA
This is a messenger RNA of Oncorhynchus nerka (sockeye salmon), 511 nucleotides long. RefSeq names its product cytokine receptor-like factor 3. The record is from RefSeq and is a predicted model, not a curated record. Lineage: Eukaryota; Metazoa; Chordata; Actinopteri; Salmoniformes; Salmonidae. The transcript has 2 exons. Bases 56 to 391 code for a protein of 111 amino acids.